Elaeis guineensis (African oil palm) is the source of this 1388-nucleotide messenger RNA. RefSeq lists its product as uncharacterized. The record is from RefSeq and is a predicted model, not a curated record. Lineage: Eukaryota; Viridiplantae; Streptophyta; Magnoliopsida; Arecales; Arecaceae.
AGAAGACGCAAUCAGGCGACUCGAUGUUUGAGGCCACCGGACACCGUAAAAUAACGUUGAAAGCCGCCUUUGCUACUUUUUCUUGUUCCUCCUCUUCCCUCGGACUUCCAGAAAGGCUCCGAUCCCCCUCCCGCCGGAAAUGGCGAUGCAAGCCGGGAUGUCGCCCUCCAAAGUUCUCAUUCUCGUCGGAGCAGGUCUGACUGGUUCCGUGAUAUUGAGGAAUGGUCGAUUGUCCGAUGUCUUAUUGGAACUUCAGGAAUUAAUGAAAGGUAUAAAAGAAGUGGAAGUCUCCUCAAACCACUAUGAUCCUUCUCUUCUUGCAGCUCAGAUUCGGCAUUUGGCUCAAGAAGUUAGGGAUUUGACACUAUCUAGACCUGUGGCCAUAAUCAAUGGGGAUUCGACUUCCAGUGGUAGUUUGUCGUCUUACAUAAUGCCAGCUGCUGCAGUUGGAGCAAUAGGGUAUUGCUAUAUGUGGUGGAAGGGCUGGUCCUUCUCUGAUGUUAUGUUUGUCACAAAACGCAAUAUGGCCAAUGCUGUUGCAAAUGUGUCAAAACAAUUGGAGCAGAUAUCUGCAGCUCUAGCUACCACAAAAAGGCAUCUCACCCAGCGGCUUGAAAACUUGGAUGGGAAAUUGGAUGAACAGAAGGAGACAUCUCAGCUCAUCAUGAAUGAGGUAAAUGAAGUUAAAACUGGUCUUUCGCAAAUUGGAUUUGAUAUUGAAUCAAUCCAAAGAAUGGUAUCUGGAUUGGAAGGAAGAAUUGGACUUAUUGAAAAUAAACAGGAUAUAACUAAUGCGGGUAUAUGGUAUCUUUGCCAAUUUGCUGGGGGCAUUAAGGAGGGAUUAAAUACUAAAUAUUUUCAGGAAGCUGGUGAGAAACUUCAAUCUACUCCUUUCUCAUUGACCUUUUCUGGGGAUAAAUCCCUCAAGGGACUACAAUUUCUUGCUGAAACCGUCGAAGAUGGGGGAGCAGAGAAGUUAAAGUCAAGCACUAUCUUACAGAAAGACCUUCAGGAAAAACCAGUCAAAAGCAUUUUCUCGAAAGCUACAACAAUACACAGGUCAUACCCUAGCAUCGCUCUAAGAAAGGAAGGCCUUGCUUUAUGAUCAAAGGCACUUGCUAAAUUUGAUUGCUUGUAAUAAAUCUUAUAUUUGAUUGAUUCAAUUUUUUGGCAUUAUUCUUGGCAUACCUUGUCUAUGUCAGCUAUUACAUGUCCAAUAUUACGAUGUCUGCUAAUCUGGCCAGUAACUGCCUCCUCGCUAGUUCUCAUUUUCUUUUUCACUGGAUUGUACAAAUUAAAAAUGAGACAUUUGUACUUCACUAUUUUUUUUUUCCUGAAAGUGGUUACAACAUUCGAUAAAUGAUAAUAAUGACUGAUAUGGUUGGCUA